AUGUCCAACCUCGACGCCGUCAAACGCCAUAUCCAGGACUUCUCGCAGGACUCUGAGCUCGAGUACCACUGGGGUUAUGCGGCCCGCCAGGUCCCCUGCCUCAACGAUGCGGGCGCUUGUGAGUAUCUCGACGCCGUCUACCACGAGCAUGACCUGGGCAUGCUCUAUACUUUCAUCCUCUGGGCCGUCAUCUGCGGCCUGCUCUUCCUCUUCGUCCUUGGACGAACCCUGUUCCCUCUGACGCGGGCCUCUGCCCCUGUCGACAGAACGCAUUUCGCAGACUCACAGUCCUGCCAGAAUGAUAAAGCGCUUCUUGAAGACUCGCGGCCGCGCCAGAACGCUCCUUACCGGUUUGGUACCGCCAUCAAGAGCAUGACGCGGCGGUACCUGCUCCCAGAGAGCGGUUGCGCCUUCGUGUUUGGCCACACGACGCGGCUGCAGCUCCUUAUCCUCGCCAUCCUGAUUGGCUACCUGACGGUCUUCACUUUUGUCGGCAUCACCUACAAGACAUGGAUGAGCCCCGUCAAGGGCAUGCCCGGCGUGUAUAACACCCGCACCGGGCUCGGGCCCUGGUCGGACCGCAUCGGCGUGCUCGCCUUCGCGCUCACGCCGCUCGCCGUCAUGCUCUCCAGCCGAGAGUCCCUGCUCUCGCUCAUCACUGGGAUCCCCUACCACCAUUUUAUGUUCUUACACCGCUGGCUCGGCUAUAUCAUCUACAUCCAGUCGACGCUCCACACGAUCGGCUGGACGAUCAUCGAGGGCAAGCUCUACCAGCCGCAGCCGUCGGCGUGGAACACCUGGGUUGCGCAGACGUACAUUAUCUGGGGCAUUGUGGCGAUGAUCUUGCUCUCAGUCAUGGUCGCCCUUAGCACCCCGUGGGGGAUCCGGCUGACCGGGUACGAAGUCUUCCGCAAACUGCACUAUGUUCUGGCGAUGGUCUACAUAGGCGCGUGCUGGGGCCACUGGGCGCAGCUCUACUGCUGGAUGAUCGCCUCGCUGGUCGUCUGGUUCCUCGACCGCGGUAUCAGGCUAGCGCGCACAUUCACGAUGCACCACUUCAACACGCCAAACACCAGCCACGGGUUCGGCAUGCACGUUCCCAAUGCGCGCAUGACGGUCUUCCAGCGCGCGCGCGACGGCGACAUCGUCCGCCUCGAGCUCGAGCACAACCACGACGAGUGGCAGAUCGGUCAGCAUUUCUUUCUCUGCUUUCCCGCUCUGAGCGUCUGGCAGAGUCAUCCGAUGACGCCCGCCAGUGUGCCCGGGACGAACCCGCGGGGCCAGAUUCAUACCUAUAUCAUCCGCGCCCGGAGCGGGAUUACCAAGCGGCUCGCCCAGCUGGCGCAGACAGCUCAAGCAACCUCGGUGGUCUUGAACGGACCGUACGGCCAGUCGAUUGUGGACGAGGACUUUUACCGUGACGACGAAAUCAACGUCUUCUGUGUUGCAGGCGGAACCGGCGUGACCUUUGUCCUUUCUCUCCUGCUCAGGCUGGCGCAGCAGGCACAGCGCCGGGGCCUCCUUGAAUUCGUCUGGGUCGUCCGUCGUAAGGACGACCUAGACUGGAUCCAGCCGGAGCUGGAGACGCUGAAGAAGGCUGCUGCUGCAGUGCGAACUUUCCGCAUUCGCAUCUUCGUCACCAGAGGGGCUCACGAUUCCACCGAACCGGUCGCAGCAUUGGGAGACCCUUUCUCCAAGGAGGCAGACGCCGCCGUUAACUGCCAGACACCGUCUUCCCCCUCGACGCCAUCAGUCUCGCCUCAUGAACACCAGGACCCAACCCCAACUUCCACGUUCACCAUCCACGCCCCUUCGUCGGCCGCCUCCUUAGCCAGCGGGGACAAAAACCACCCCGAUCUCGCUGCGCAGGUGACGGACUUUGUCUCACGCACGGUAUCCGGCCCAACGCGCGUCUUUGCUAGCGGCCCCCUCGGCAUGAUCCGUGAUCUACGCAGCGCCGUUGCCUCGUGCAAUGAUCCGGGUAAGGUGUGGAAGGGUCAGGAGAGGUUUGAUGUGCAGUUGGUGCAUGAUGAUCGGUUGGAAUUCUAG
Molecule: messenger RNA, 2049 nt
Organism: Aspergillus nidulans FGSC A4
Lineage: Eukaryota; Fungi; Ascomycota; Eurotiomycetes; Eurotiales; Aspergillaceae
Product: ferric reductase family protein
Exons: 1
Coding region: 1-2049 (682 amino acids)
Biological process (GO): iron ion transport
Cellular component (GO): plasma membrane
Molecular function (GO): oxidoreductase activity, acting on metal ions; oxidoreductase activity
Source: RefSeq, a predicted model, not a curated record